CGAUUAUUCGACAACGGUUUAUUAUUUCCUGUUUAGGAAGCAUCUCCUACAAUCAAGUCUAAAGUGCCACGAAGCGGUAGAUCCAGAGACGUGGGUCCUUCCGAUACGGGGAUUCGAGAGGUGCCACUUAAUAAUUUCCACAUAUGGUACGUGAAAUCCAGCGAUCCUUGGGAGAAGACGAUGUACGACAUGGUCGUUUCUCAAAUGGGCGAAAAUACCUCGGCAAAGCUUGCCAUUCCCGUCGAGGUGGUGCCCGAGCCAGAUCUUCGGCCGAAAAUGUAUUCCAUCAUCAGAUGGACGUCUAUCGAGAAACGAGUGAAAAAAGUUCCAAGCAUAGUUUACAAUUUGGUUUCCCUAACGCCGACCAUGGAAGUUUCCUGCACCUUCGAGUCGAACAACACGAGCGAGUUGAGCGUGCAGGAGAGCAACGUUAAGAAAAAUCGAAGAAGGAGGAAGAAUCCGUCGAACAGGGAGAUGGAGGGGCAAAAAUCGACGAGCAAGGAGAAUCAAUCUUUGACGAUCGAGAGCAGGGACGCGAAUUUGUGCUUGGCAUCGGAAACAAUGGUGGAAGAGCCGUUGAAGCCACGAUGGAUAUUGCUGCCGGGCGAAAGUCAGAGGUUCAAGAUCCGAUUUCAACCGGAAGAGACAGGCCGCUACGAGGAAACGUACGCCGUGACGAUAGCUGAGGGGAACUGCAUCACUUACGAUAUAAACGUUGUCGGUAUCGCGGACGUGCCGAGGCUCGACAUGAACCCUGAUACCAUUUUCACGAAAACCAUGGCCACCAAAUUGCACGUGACAGACAAUUCCGUAUACUUUUACGACACGGAGUUGUACGACUUUGGAUCCCAGCUACUUUUCCAUCAAGAUCAAAAGCCGCACUAUCGAAAAGCUCGGCUCAAGUUUUGCAACAUUUCCGAAGUGCCGGUGGAAGUUUUCUUCUCCCUUUCCGAAAACGACUGCUUUUCCAUCGAACCACAGAUGCUUUAUAUCGACCAAGGCAAUUGCGCGACAUUGAUCGUGACAUCCGUCGCGACCAAACUCGGGAUCAUCAAAACGAAGCUGUUAAUGUGCAUCACGAACAACCCGAAAGUCGAAAUCCUCGUGCUUCAAAACGAGGGCACCAAAUUGGAUAUCGAACUGGACGGGAAAAAUAUGUUCUUCGGUCGCACUCUGCUCUAUCGAACGGAAUACAGAACGUUGACGAUUAUAAACAAUACUCCGGUGUCGUUCUUCUGGUUCUUGGAAUUCGAGGAAUCCGUCAAUUCUCAAAUAUCGUUCACACCUCACGAGGGAAUGAUCGAUGCCCACAGCAGACGAGAAGUGGAAUUCCAGUACAACGCUAACACGAAUAACGUUGCAAGAGAAAGAGAAGCUGAACGAAUUAAAUCUGCCUCGUAAUUUCAAGAAGAACGUCCAAGUCGACCCGUGCAGCGGAACCAUUCCGCCGCAUACGGAGAAAAUCGUAGAGCUGAUAUUACAUCCGAUGAUGGAGUUGGUACUUAAGGAAGUUCCGAUAUUAAUAUGCAAUUUGAUCGACAUGCAGAAGAAACUUACUAUAAUCGCGGAGAUCCCUUUAAAAGUUUCCCUCCUUUCGUUUUACACGAGGUACGAGGGAUAUCGUCUUGAGAAUUUUCGCUUGUUUAACUUCUCCCCGCGUUGAUAAAAGUGGAGAUUUAUUCAAUUUCCCCCUCCCUUUCUCCCUCCCUGGAAUCGCUAUAGAUUUCGCAUUCACCCGUUCCCAGUGGUGAACUUUGGAACAAUGUCCAUAUGCACGGAGAAAACGAUGUUCAUUAACAUCGAGAACACGGGGAAAUUUCCAUUGCAUUAUUUCUUUCGAUUGGUGGAACAC
Apis dorsata (giant honeybee) is the source of this 1852-nucleotide messenger RNA. Its product is annotated as hydrocephalus-inducing protein-like. The record is from RefSeq and is a predicted model, not a curated record. The transcript has 10 exons. The coding region runs from base 181 to 1401 and encodes 406 amino acids. Gene Ontology annotation, cellular component: axoneme. Gene Ontology annotation, biological process: cilium movement; axonemal central apparatus assembly. NCBI's taxonomy places the organism in Eukaryota, Metazoa, Arthropoda, Insecta, Hymenoptera, Apidae.